AUGCUUUCCAUCAACAUUCCAAAGCAUGCUACGCCCGAUCAAUACGAAUUGGGUGAAGUUCUUUCCCUUACCGUAGAACGCCCUACCGACAUUUUGAUCAAAGUCCAUGCUGCGAGUGUCAACCCGAUCGACGUCAAGAAAGCGGCAGGGGCAACCAAAGCUGUUCUUAAGGACAGCUUUCCCUACAAAAUCGGCUAUGAUUGCGCCGGCACGGUCUUGGAUACCGGAUCCCAAGUGACACGAUUUAAAGCUGGUGACGAGGUUUUUGUUAGAUUGCCAGAAUGUCAUCGGGGAUCGUGGAGUGAGCUGGCAAGGUCAACUGAAGAAUUUGUUGCAUUGAAACCGAACGCUAUUUCGAUGGAGGACGCUGCCUCCAUUCCCUUGGCGUGUAUGACGGCACUGCAGGCGCUGCGGGGUUACGAAGGAAAUCUCGAAGGAAAGACCGUCUUUAUACCUGCUGGUUCGAAGAAUAUUUUCAGAGCUGGCAAGGUAAUCACCACGGUCUCCACCAGCAAAGUGGACAAAGUGAAGGAGCUCUUGGGCGAAGGGGUGGUUGAUGAAAGUGAGUCGACUGCAUUCUGGUAUUUUGCCGCGCAAAAGCUCACAUUUACGCUAUCAGUCAUUGAUUACAAGAAGUCAGAUCCUAUGACUGUAAUUCCUCCACGAUCGGUGGACUUCAUCUUUGACACCACAGGGAGUGCAAUGGAGUAUCUAUCAUUGGUGCGCCUGAAGGGAGCCAUUGUUACAGUUUCCAUACUCACAUCGGGGGACGUGCUCCAAAACUCGAGCGUUAUGCGAAAAUCGCCAGACAAGCAAGACAAGGCAAUCGUGCCCUUCCCUAUCCGUAUUGCCCUGAAUUUUAUGGACUGGAUCCGAAGGGCGCGCGCAUCUCCGUAUGGGGUCAAGUAUUCAUCUAUUUUCUUGGAACCAAACGCGACCGAUCUGAAUUCUAUUCGAGAAUGGGUAGAAACAGGAAAGGUGAAAACGAUUGUGGGAACAAAAGUGCACUUCAAGGACCUUACCGCGGUCCGUGAUGCAUGUCAAGUGGUAUAUUGUGGGAAAGGGGGCAUUGGAAAAUCUGUAAUUCUGUUCGUUUGA
Molecule: messenger RNA, 1098 nt
Organism: Penicillium odoratum
Lineage: Eukaryota; Fungi; Ascomycota; Eurotiomycetes; Eurotiales; Aspergillaceae
Product: NADP-dependent oxidoreductase
Exons: 3
Coding region: 1-1098 (365 amino acids)
Molecular function (GO): oxidoreductase activity
Source: RefSeq, a predicted model, not a curated record